AUGCUGCUCUUCUGCCCGGCCUGCGGGAACGUGCUGGUGGCCGAGGAGGGGCCGCGCUGCCACCGCUUCGCCUGCACCACCUGUCCCUACGUGCGCAAUGUCACGCGGAAGGUGACGAGCAGGAAGUACCCGCGGCUGAAGGAGGUGGACGAUGUGCUGGGCGGCGCCGCGGCCUGGGAGAACGUGGACUCCACGGCAGAGCCGUGCCCCAAGUGCGAGCACCCCCGCGCCUACUUCAUGCAGAUCCAGACGCGCUCGGCCGACGAGCCCAUGACCACGUUCUACAAGUGCUGCAACCCGCAGUGCGGGCACCGCUGGCGGGACUGAGGAGCGGCCCUGCAGCGAGCGGCUGCUGCCCGGUGCUCUGGGGCUGGCUGGGGUGGGAGCUGGCUGGGCCCCGGGAGGGCGGGGUGCCCCUGAUGCACACAGGUAAUAAAGUCGUGCCCUGCACACCGAGAAAGUCUGUUCAAUCCAGACAGGCCUGAAGGUAACCGAGCUGGAGGAUGGUGAGAAACCCCCAGCACUGAGGCACAGAAGGCAAAGCAGAGGUGAAGUGUUACCACUGUGGCCUUACAGAGAGCCAAAAAUAAAAAAGGGGCCUCUGCUGUGACCUGUGAAAACCUGGCAAUUAAAGUAGGAACUACAAACGAUACACUGCUACCAGUUACUGAUAAAAUUACUUCAAGUAGGAUCACAUAUUACUUGUGUUUUAACAUCAGGCUUUAUUCUCAGUUUAAAUACAUUCAGAAGUAAAAAGGAUAAAUAACUUAAUAAAAACAUGACCACUCUCUUCCACAA
Messenger RNA from Catharus ustulatus (Swainson's thrush), 798 nucleotides. It is a transcript of the gene POLR3K, whose product is annotated as RNA polymerase III subunit K. The record is from RefSeq and is a predicted model, not a curated record. NCBI's taxonomy places the organism in Eukaryota, Metazoa, Chordata, Aves, Passeriformes, Turdidae. Bases 1 to 327 code for a protein of 108 amino acids. Gene Ontology annotation, biological process: termination of RNA polymerase III transcription; DNA-templated transcription. Gene Ontology annotation, cellular component: RNA polymerase III complex. Gene Ontology annotation, molecular function: zinc ion binding; DNA-directed RNA polymerase activity; nucleic acid binding. The transcript is spliced from 3 exons.